AAACUCGAAGCGCAAGAUGGCGGCGGAGAGUAUGUUCAACCGGCCGGUUUGUGUGCAAGUGAGGUGCCACGGCUGCGAGGAGAGGAGAUUAAAUGUUCGAGUGAAUAUUGAGCUACUGUCAAUUUCUAAUCCUGUUCAUAAAAAGGAUUUAGCUGUUCAAUUGACUGAUGAUACUGAUCCUUUUUUUCUUUAUAACCUUGUCAUAUCUGAGGAAGAUUUUCAAAGUUUAAAAUCCCAGCAAGGUCUCUUGGUAGACUUCUCUGCUUUCCCACAGAAAUUUAUAGAUCUGCUUCAGCAAUGCAUUCAGGAACAGAACAAAGAUAUCCCAAGGUUUUUGCUGCAGCUAGUUUCUUCAGCAUCUGUUCUAGAUCACACACCUGUCUCUUUAAAUGUGGUGGAGACCAACCCUUUUAAACAUCUUACCCAUCUCUCUCUAAAAUUCCUACCAGGAAAUGAUGCAGAAAUAAAGAAGUUUUUAGCCAGCUGUUUGAAAUGCCUUAAGGAAGACAAAACGAUGUUGGAAGAAAAGCUUAGAAAAACUGAAGAGGAUCUUACCAGACAACUGAGCUACACUCAACAGAGCUUGUCAGAGAAGAGCCGAGAACUAGACAAACUGAAAAAUGAAUGGACGUCAUACACUACAGCUCUAACAAACAAACACACACAGGAGCUGACAAAUGAGAAGGAAAGAGCUCUCCAGGCACAAGCUCAGUACCAACAACAGCAUGAACAACAGAAAAAGGAAUUAGAAAAUUUGCAUCAGAAAAGUAUUCAACAGUUGCAGAACAGACUCUCAGAACUCGAGGUCAUCAAUAAAGAUCUAACAGAAAGGAGAUACAAAGGAGACUCCACAGUCAGGGAACUGAAAGCAAAGCUUUCUGGAAUAGAAGAUGAAUGUCAAAGAGCAAAGCAGGAGGUGCUGUCACUGCGUCGGGAGAACACUACUCUGGAUGCUGAAUGCCAUGAAAAAGAGAAGCUCGUUAAUCAGCUACAGACACGGGUUGCUGUUCUGGAACAAGAGAUCAAAGAUAAAGAUCAGCUAGUUAUUAGAACAAAAGAAGUAUUAGAUGCGACACAAGAACAAAAGGCGAUACUGGAAGAGAGUACGGAGAAAAAACAAAGUCAUAUUGAAAAACUAGAGACAACAAUCAAGUCACUGUCAGCUGAACUUCUUAAGGCUAAUGAAAUUAUCAAGAAGUUACAAGGAGACCUGAAAACUCUAAUGAGUAAAUUAAAAUUGAAAAAUACAGUAACAAUUCAACAGGAAAAACUAUUGGCAGAAAAAGAAGAGAGACUUCAAAAAGAGCAGAGGGAAUUGCAGGAGACGGGACAGUCUCUUCGAAUGAAAGAGCAGGAGGUUUGCAAGCUACAAGAACAGCUGGAAACUACAAUACAAAAACUAGAAGAAAGUAAGCAGUUACUGAAAACCAAUGAAAACGUAAUCACAUGGUUAAACAAACAGCUGAAUGAAAUUCAGAUGGCAAAGAAGCUAGAGACUUCUGCCAGUACACAUGGUGGUGGUAGGACUGCCGUUUCACCUCAUGGCAUGCCUGACCGACCGUCCUUUCCCAGCUCAGGAAUCAAUCAUCCUAUUUCUCCUCUGUAUGCCUUCCAGAACUUUCUGGAACAAGCACACAACAAAAAUGUCAAUUCACAAUGUCCAGUACCAAAGAUUCAGUUUAACACACAGCUUUCUAAAAUGAAUCGAUGUUCAGAUGUUCAGACAGCGACUGCAACUAGUCAUCCAGCAAAUAAGGAGAAUGGUGAUAACCUGGGGCUGGAAUCGAAGUAUUUCAAGAAAAAAGAUGACAGCAUUCCUUUACGAGGCCUUAGUCAAAAUGCACUUAACUCAGAGUACCUGAAACCGUACUUACCAAAAAAAGCGCAACCGUCGCCAAAAGCUGCAGUAACGCCAGCCUCAGCUUAUUUUCCUGGAUAGUAGACAGGGUUCUUAAAGUAAGAGUCCUCUUUUAACCAUUUGGGGGGGUUUUGGAUGUCCUGUAAUACGGCGUAUUAGUGAAGUAUCCAUGUGAACUGACAUGAUUUUCUAAGUCUGAAUCUGUUUGCUUUGAGAAAGGUAUCUUGACUGACUUGCAUGACUCUUCAGGAUACUUGCGCCUGAAGAAAAGAUAAAGCUUUAAGCAGCCUCAGCCUGAGUGGGAACAAGGCCGUAGUUAAGCCACUGGGGCUGCGCAGAAUCUUCUCGUAGUAUAUUGGAGCCCUGUAGUCUUCCUAAAAACCCACUUAAUUCCUGUAACAAAAAAGUCAGUGCACUUGGCAAGUGUGGCUCUGUAACAGAUGAAAUGUAGACUCCCACAUUCCCUGGGAGAGAACACUUCUCUACGACUACUUUUCUUGACUCCUUUCAGAGAAAGGAUGAUGCAACUAGAAAGUGCUGGAGACCAGGGUGAUGCUGUCAAUUUUAAUAGUGGUCAAGCUCGUAAGUUAGCAUGACUGCCUCAUUAAUCCUCCCUUACAGUUUUAAUAUUAAAAACCUGCUUAAUUUUGGAACCAGCUUAUUUGACUUGCAUAUAGACUUACAAAUAUAUUUAAUAUUAAAGAUGCUAAAUUAUUUCACUGAAGAUAUAAAAUUAUAAUUUAAAACUCUUACUCUUGGCUACCCUAACUUUCCUAUUAAUCUGUCAGUAUCAUAUUCCGCAGGCUACCAUGCAAAAGACAUUAUAAGAUGAAGUAUCUGAACAGUUAACUAUUGAAAGUAUCACAACACCUGAAAGCUACUUUAUUUUUACUAAUCAUACUUUACAACUGUACAGAAAUGUAAGAUACUCCUAAUGUUCAAGUGGGCUGAGUCUGUUCAGCUUGUUCUACUACCUGGGCUCAAAUGCUAGAAUCACUAACAAAUUCAUUCUGUGCCACCUUUCAUUUGGUGGCAUGCAAGUAUUUGCAAUGUACAAAAUGUUACACUUUUUUUUUAAUGACUAUUUACAUACUUUUGUUGUUAAAGAUAUCUUUAAGUGCAGCCAGAGGAUUGUAUAUUUAAGGAAGCGGAUUGUUUUGCAGUGCAAAAUGUGUGUAUUUGUUUGUAAAUCAGCACCAUGUUAACCUAUGUUCACUUGUUUUGGCAUGUGUAAGUUUCAGUGGAAAAUAUUAAAUGGUUUUUAUCAAAAGCUCUGAUUAGUAAUGUUUGAAGACUACUAAACCAAUGUCUCCACUGUACUGAAAUGCUGAGAUGAGGUAAGUGCUGGAAGGGUACUGUUUUAUUCACCUUACCUUGUUCUGGAGCUUUCUUCCCAGCUUAUUCAUUUCCCCACGCAAGGCAGUGCUAUGGAACCAGCACUACGAUGCAUGUACAAUCCCCAGAUGGC
Messenger RNA from Aptenodytes forsteri (emperor penguin), 3326 nucleotides. RefSeq names its product SAS-6 centriolar assembly protein (gene SASS6). Gene Ontology annotation, cellular component: centrosome; centriole. Lineage: Eukaryota; Metazoa; Chordata; Aves; Sphenisciformes; Spheniscidae. Gene Ontology annotation, biological process: centriole replication. The record is from RefSeq and is a predicted model, not a curated record.